CAUGGUUCGACACUCGGAAUGGGUCUGAAUUUCCCUUCACAGCUAUUUCUGAGUGCACUUCACAGUCUGGACCCUUUGACUGAUGAUCUGAGGACGGAUGGAUUGUGCCGUGACUGCAUUUGUUUGAUAGAUCUUACUCUUUGCCUUUCAGCACUGCUGUCCGCCAGGACCUGCCCCAAAGCUCUAAUACCAAUUUCUCCAGCAUCCAAUGCAGGCGUGGACAGCCACCCUAGCGAGGCGAUCCCGGGAGCCAACCACAUUGUUCCAGUCACUAAAAUCUCACAGGAGAAGAAGUGCCGGCCUGACAGAUUCAGCGAGCAUCAACUCAGAGAGUUGUGGGCACGGUUUGAAGUCACGCGAUACCUGACGACUGAACAAGCUCAAUCCCUGUCUUCUCAGCUGGGUCUGACAAUGCUGCAGGUUAGAAACUGGUUCCGGAAUCACAGGAAGAAAUACAAGCUGUGGAUUGCCCCGAGACUUCAGACGCCCGUAAGAAUCUCUGUGGGGGACAUGCAGGGAGCUACGCCCUUCCCUUCAGCCUUGCAAUACCACGUCUGGAGCGGGAAGGAUGUGGAUGCAUUUCCAACCCCGCUGAUGACCAAUAUCAUUUCCGGAAGCAUUGCCACGUCAUCUCUUCUCAACCAGUCCGGGAGAUACAUUUAG
This is a messenger RNA of Ornithorhynchus anatinus (platypus), 663 nucleotides long. RefSeq names its product homeobox protein DLX-4-like. Gene Ontology annotation, molecular function: RNA polymerase II cis-regulatory region sequence-specific DNA binding; DNA-binding transcription factor activity, RNA polymerase II-specific. Gene Ontology annotation, biological process: regulation of transcription by RNA polymerase II. Bases 19 to 663 code for a protein of 214 amino acids. The transcript has 3 exons. Lineage: Eukaryota; Metazoa; Chordata; Mammalia; Monotremata; Ornithorhynchidae. The record is from RefSeq and is a predicted model, not a curated record.